GAAGUGUAGGAGGAGAGCGCAGCAGCAACAGGUGCCUCCUCUCUCUCCUCUCCUCUCCUCUCCUCUCUCGCCUCGCAGCAUCUUCUCCAUUCUGGCACCGGGAGGUUUUCCAGGUUCGGGUCUUUCUGGCAGGGAUCCGGUCUGUUUGCUGAACUGCUUCAUGUGAUUCUUUUUAUUCGUGAACUUUUCUGGGUUUUUUCUUGUUUAUUUCUCACAUUUUGAAGCGGCGAACCGAACUUUAAAUGCGCUGAAAUCCCGCCGCCGCCCCAAACCGCGCAGACAGCAGGAUGCCCGUCCUAUCGAGCCCCGACGCCGCCAACAGGUUCAGGGAGAGCUGGCUGGACCAGGCUGCCGGUUCCGGUUCUGCCCCCCUGGAUGACAGCCUCACCAGCCUCCACUGGCUACAGAACUUCUCCAUCCUGAGCGCCGACCCGGAGCGGCUGGCCGGUACCGGCCCGGAGUGCCCGUCCUCCCAGCACCACCUGCUCCUCAGGCGGCUCGGCUUCCCCAGAACCGGGACCGACUCUCCGUCCAGCCCGCCGGCCGGGGACACGGCGGCGGCCGCCGGGAUGCCGCGGUACCCGGGCAGCCCCGCAACCUCCGGCAGCCAGACUACCGCCGCGCCUCCGCCGCGGUUCUCCCCGCUCCCCGCUCCGGGCUUCCCGGUCCAGGCGGGCCCGCAGGUGGAGGUGGACUACCGGAGCAACCCGAAGGUCAAGCCGCCCUACUCCUACGCCUCUCUCAUCUGCAUGGCCAUGCAGGCCAGCAAGCAGCCCAAAGUCACGCUGUCCACCAUCUACAGCUGGAUCACAGACAACUUCUGCUACUACCGACACGCAGAGCCCAGCUGGCAGAACUCGAUCCGUCACAACUUGUCCCUCAACAAGUGUUUCAAGAAAGUCCCGAGGCAGAAGGACGAGCCUGGGAAGGGGGGCUUCUGGCAGAUAGACCCUCAGUAUGCCGACAUGUUCGUCAACGGCAUCUUUAAGCGCAGGAGGAUGUCUGCCAACCACUAUGGCGGCAGCGCUGCAGCAAGGCAGAGCAAGCUGGUGGAGGGCUUCCCCAGCAGCUGUCCUCACCAGGCGGGCGCCAAGCGGAAGCAGCCGUCCUCCACCGACUGCAGCAAGCUGAUGCGCUCCACAGAGUCCCCGCUUCUCGCCAUGGAGGCCAACAAAGCGGACAUCCUGAAGGGGGACUUUGACCUGGGGUCCGUGUUCGAUGACGUCCUCGGCGGCGGCUGCAGCACCUUCGAGGAUCUGGACCUGAACUCGGCUCUGAGCUCGCUGGGCUGCGAGGUGGACUCAUCCAUGAACGGCCGGCACCACGCGGCAGGCCUGGGCCGGUGGUGCGGCAGCACGGAUGUGACCCACUACCCAUCCUGCAGCUACCUGGACCUGAGCGCCGCCGCCAUGGACAGCACCGCUGGCGUGUUGCAGCCACUGCAGAGGCCACAGCUGGAGCAGGACCAGCUGCUGCAGGGACAACACCAGCUGCAACAACUGGACGAGUCCGCCACGCUGUUCGGCGAGCAGCCGGCGGACGCCGCGCUGCAGCCGUGGGAGGAGGUUAAAGAGGAGCCGCAGGUCAUUCCCCUGACCCUGGAUCCGGGCUUCGGCCUUUACGAGGGUUUCUUCACUGAGAUGCAGCAGUGGGAGCGAGUGGAGAGUUACCUGUGAACUCAGAUCUCCAUCCCACCGCUGGGCGGCUCAAUGAAACGUAAACCAGCUACUCAUCUCAUCUCCUCUAAUCCGAUCCAGCAACCACUGAAUUAUUCAUCCACCCUGAUGAGCCAUUAUGAACACCGCGCUGACUGAGCAGGUCUUCGUGUCUCUGGAACCGGUUUCUUUGGGUCAGGUGUCAGAUCCCAUCAGGUCAGAAUUUGGGGAGUAAACUCAUCAUGAUGACAUUCAUCUUCUUCUAGCCUUUAAUAAGUUAUUUUCUGCAGCCCGGUUCAUUUUGUGCCAUUUUGUUCCAAUCUACUUUCAUUUCAUACCUGUAACCAAUUCGUUAUGUUUCCACUUAGUUAACCAAUGAUAUCAGUGUAUUUUUCUUUGUAGUUGUCUGUUUUAAUGAAUAACUAGUUAUAGAAUAGUUCGAUCUUAUUACAGAGAGRUUCACAAGUCAUUCUUUUCCAAGACAGGUCUGAAAGCAUGUUGACCACUUUGACCUUUUGCCAUUUCAUGUCCAACCGUCUGUCAGGGAGUAUCCACCAGGGGGCGUUUGGUUUAUAAAGCAUAAUCAACUUUUUUUGCUGAUAAACUGUCUAAAUAGGUUCUUAAGAGUUCAGUUGUUAUGUUUCUGUUUGCCAUCAUGUGGGGAGUCAUCAACUGGAAGUACACUGUCAGACUUUUUACAUAAACUGGAAAGUGCAUCAUGCAUAAACUGUAUAAGGAUCUUAGGGUGACAGAGGAUCUUGGGGUGACAGAGGAUCUUGGGGUGACAGAGGAUCUUGGGGUGACAGAG
Messenger RNA from Poecilia reticulata (guppy), 2463 nucleotides. It is a transcript of the gene foxj1b, whose product is annotated as forkhead box J1b. Gene Ontology annotation, cellular component: nucleus. The record is from RefSeq and is a predicted model, not a curated record. Lineage: Eukaryota; Metazoa; Chordata; Actinopteri; Cyprinodontiformes; Poeciliidae. Gene Ontology annotation, biological process: regulation of transcription by RNA polymerase II. Gene Ontology annotation, molecular function: DNA-binding transcription factor activity, RNA polymerase II-specific; RNA polymerase II cis-regulatory region sequence-specific DNA binding.